This is a messenger RNA of Penicillium concentricum, 2385 nucleotides long. RefSeq names its product adenosylmethionine-8-amino-7-oxononanoate aminotransferase (gene bioDA). The coding region runs from base 1 to 2385 and encodes 794 amino acids. The transcript is spliced from 5 exons. Gene Ontology annotation, biological process: biotin biosynthetic process. Gene Ontology annotation, cellular component: mitochondrion. The record is from RefSeq and is a predicted model, not a curated record. Lineage: Eukaryota; Fungi; Ascomycota; Eurotiomycetes; Eurotiales; Aspergillaceae. Gene Ontology annotation, molecular function: magnesium ion binding; pyridoxal phosphate binding; ATP binding.
AUGCCUCCGGUCGGCGCAGCGCUCUGGCGCAGUUUACGAGCCCAUCAAGUCUACGGAGCUAACACGGACGUGGGGAAGACAAUCAUCUCCACUGUGUUGUGUAAUGCCGUUCAACGCCAGAAACAGCAGGCCGCAUUCCUCAAGCCCGUGUCAACAGGGGCAUUGGAUGAUGCCGACGAUCGGCACUUGAAACGUUACGGUGCUGGGACGCUCACCAAAUGUCUCUAUCAAUUCGAUGACCCAGUCAGCCCGCAUUUGGCAGCAAAGGAUAAAUUCAAGAACACAAAGCUCAUCGCGCAGGUUCCGCAAGACGAUGAUCUCCUCGCCUCCAUACAUAACACGCUGUCCGGCUGGGCGCGGUCGGAAAUUGACUUCGCCCUUGUUGAGACUGCCGGGGGCGUGCAUUCCCCUGGCCCCAAUGGCAAUUCACAGGCAGAUUUGUAUCGACCACUACGUCUGCCAAUUGUGCUAGUGGCAGACUCUCGUCUAGGGGGAAUCUCUUCUUCGAUCUCUGCCUACGAGUCAUUGCUCCUCCGUGGCUAUGAUGUCUCAUCAGUUCUCUUGUUCCGAGAUGAGUACUACCAAAACCACGAAUAUCUGCGUGAUUACUUCCAGAAAAAGAGCAUUCCAUUGGUGUCGCUACCAGCACCUCCAGCCCGGCCAUCGCAGCUGGAUGCCGACUCCCAAUUAAGGGACGAGGAGGCCAUGUUCAGCUAUUACCAAAAAUCCGCAAAGGAAUCCGAGAUCCUCCGACUGCUUGAAGACAUGUCCGUCAACAAUACCGAGCGCAUCCAGCGUCUCGAAGAGAUGGCCGACCGCGCGAAAGAGCUGAUAUGGUACCCCUUUACCCAGCACCAAGGCAUGAAGGCCAAGGACAUUACCGUCAUCGACUCAGCGUAUGAUGACUACUUCCAAACAUUCGGCUCCAGCACAUCCAAAGAUACCCAAAGCGAACUGCGCCCGACAUUCGACGGAUCUGCGUCCUGGUGGACGCAAGGCUUGGGCCACGGUAACCCCGACUUGUCACUAUCUGCUGCCUAUGCUGCCGGUCGGUAUGGACAUGUCAUGUUCGCAGGGGCCGUCCAUGAGCCAGCACUGGCGCUUGCAGAUAAUCUGCUGAAAACCAUCGAAAAUCCGAGACUUACCAAGGUUUUCUACACAGACAAUGGAAGCACGGGGAUGGAAGUUGCUGUGAAGAUGGGUCUACGCGCUUCUUGCGACCGGUACGGCUGGGAUGCCAGCCAGGAGCAGAUUGGUAUUCUUGGACUCAAGGGUAGCUACCACGGUGAUACCAUUGGUGUGAUGGACUGCUCGGAGCCUUCAACUUACAAUAAGAAGGUUGAGUGGUACCGUGGUCGUGGCCACUGGUUCGAUUUCCCUCUUGUUAAGAUGGUUGGCGGAUCUUGGAAAGUUGAGAUCCCCGGUGAGCUGCAGGCAGAACUCGGCGAGGAUGUUGAUUUCGCUUCAUUGGGGUCGGUCUUUGAUCUCAGCGAGCGUCUUGAGUCUGCCGCUGCCCAGCGUUACAAGGACUACAUCCGUCGCACUAUUGAGGAUCUGGUCCAGCGCCAAGGAGUGAAGUUUGGAGCAUUGAUCUUGGAACCUGUCAUCCUCGGUGCGGGUGGAAUGCUUUUCUGUGAUCCCCUCUUCCAGAGAUGCCUGACUGAUGUGGUCCGCGACCACCCAGAGCUAUUCUCCACCAACGCUCCUGCUCCCAAACAAUCUCCGUCGUGGUCAGGCCUGCCAGUCAUCUUCGACGAAGUCUUCACUGGACUGUACCGUCUCGGUCGCCGGACAUCUGCAUCAUUCUUGGGUGUGCACCCCGACGUCGCCGUGAAUGCCAAACUCCUCACAGGUGGACUGGUACCGCUCUGCACAACUGUUGCCAGCGAGGAAAUUUUCGAUGCUUUCUCGAGCCCAGAAAAGAGCGAUGCCCUCCUCCAUGGCCACAGUUACACCGCCCAUGCAGUUGGAUGCACGGUCGCUGUGGACUCCUUGAAGAGCAUGGCUAAGCUUGAUACUGAUGGAUCGUGGGAUGCAUACCGCGCUGACUGGCGUAGCAGCUCGCCUGCUGCCGUUGAAGCUUCAACUCCUGAUGUGUGGAGUGUCUGGUCACAUGGUCUGCUUCAGGACUUGUCUUCCACGAACUCCGUGGAGAGCGUGUUUGCCAUUGGAACUGUGCUUAGUAUUUCACUCCGUGAUGCAGCUGGUGGAGGCUACACCUCCAAUGUCGCAAAGGGACUGCAGCAAAAGCUGGCUGUUGGCGGUGAUCAGUUCAACGUUCACUCGCGCGUCCUCGGCAAUGUUCUUUACCUGAUGUCCAGUGUCACUUCCAAACCCGAGUCGCUCCAGGAGAUGGAGCGUCUCCUCCGAUCGGCAUUGGUGUAG